Molecule: messenger RNA, 1540 nt
Organism: Cynara cardunculus var. scolymus (artichoke)
Lineage: Eukaryota; Viridiplantae; Streptophyta; Magnoliopsida; Asterales; Asteraceae
Product: E3 ubiquitin-protein ligase SINAT2-like
Exons: 5
Coding region: 393-1307 (304 amino acids)
Biological process (GO): multicellular organism development; ubiquitin-dependent protein catabolic process
Cellular component (GO): cytoplasm
Molecular function (GO): zinc ion binding; ubiquitin protein ligase activity; protein binding
Source: RefSeq, a predicted model, not a curated record
CCCAAUUUUUAUAGGAUUCUACUGUUCCAUCCGGGGAACUGAUUGAUUUGGGGGACUUCAAGAUUAACCCAAAUCUUUGACUUUCUGGGUAAUCAACAAUUUCUAUUUUUAAUACCGACUCCGGCUUCAACACGUCCAUCUACUCCGGCUUUCAAACUUUAGCUCACCACAACGCACCGUCGUGGCUCAUUUACAUCAAAUUUCACCCAAUUAUUGAUGGGUUGAUUGAUUUUACUCGAUUUCUCAUCUGGGGUUUGCAGUUCUCCUUUUGUAGAUGGAUCAGCUCUCAUAGUUUAAACUUUCUGCAAUCAAUGAUCAUGUUGUUGCGAAUCACAUAUCUCGUUUUUCUGUUGAUUAGGAUCCAAGGGCAACAGAAGGUGAAACUAUAGAAUAUGGGUCCUGGAGGUAAUAUUUAUCAGGAUGUUACUGAAUCUCGUGGUGAUUAUGGUGUUAAAUCUUCGAACAUGGAAGGACGGAGUUGCCUGAGAUUAUGUGUAUCGGGUGGUGGAAGGCAGGGAAUGGCGUCAAAUAGUGCGGUUCACGAGCUACUCGAGUGUCCUGUAUGCCUAAGCAUAAUGCACCCUCCUAUUCAUCAAUGUCCAAAUGGCCACACGAUAUGUGUUGUUUGUAAAUCUAAAGUGCAAAAUAGCUGCCCGAUAUGCCGCCAAGAGCUUGGGAACAUACGGUGUUUGGCGUUGGAGAAAGUUGCAGAGUCGAUAGAAUUGCCAUGCAAGUACCAUUAUUUGGGGUGCCAAGAUAUUUUCCCAUAUCAUACUAGGAUAAGACAUGAGGAGAAUUGCAAAUAUCGUGGCUAUAAUUGCCCUUAUGCAGGCACAGAAUGCUACGUCAAGGGUGAUAUCCCGUUCCUGGUUGCACAUCUCAAGGCUGAUCACAAUGUUGACAUGCACGAUGGCUCCACUUUCAACCACCGAUACGUCAAACCCAAUCCUCACGAAAUUGAAAACGCUACAUGGAUGUUGACAAUUUUCAACUGUUUCGGGUAUCAAUUCUGUUUGCAUUUCGAGGCGUUUCAUCUGGGUAUGGCACCUGUUUACAUGGCGUUCUUGCGUUUCAUGGGGGAUGAAAAUGAGGCAAGCAAAUUCAGCUACAGCCUUGAGGUGGGAGGGAAUGGGAGAAAGCUAAAAUGGCAAGGGGUGCCGAGGAGCAUUCGUGAUGGUCACAAGACGGUUAGAGAUAGUCUAGACGGAUUGAUCAUAACCAGAAAUAUAGCAUUGUUCUUUUCCGGCAGUGAUAGGCAGGAGCUGAAGCUGAAAGUGGCCGGCCGGAUAUGGAGAGAACAGUCUUGAUUGAUUCUUGAGUUAAACACCACCACCACCACCACCACCGUACACAGCCAUGGCCAUGUUUUUUUGGUUUUCCUCUUUUUGUGAAAUAGCAAAAGAAAGAAGGGUGGUCUGAGAGAGUUUAUACAUGUCUCUCUCUGUGUUUGUAAAGGUUUAGAUUCAGGUUUGCAGGCUUAGUUAGUACCUGUCAACAUUUUUGCUUUCUGGAGUUUAAAGCAAGAGCUAACUUUGUUCCA